This is a messenger RNA of Fundulus heteroclitus (mummichog), 7452 nucleotides long. It is a transcript of the gene ncoa1, whose product is annotated as nuclear receptor coactivator 1. Gene Ontology annotation, biological process: positive regulation of transcription by RNA polymerase II; cellular response to hormone stimulus. NCBI's taxonomy places the organism in Eukaryota, Metazoa, Chordata, Actinopteri, Cyprinodontiformes, Fundulidae. The record is from RefSeq and is a predicted model, not a curated record. Bases 887 to 5272 code for a protein of 1461 amino acids. The transcript has 22 exons. Gene Ontology annotation, cellular component: nucleus. Gene Ontology annotation, molecular function: protein dimerization activity; nuclear receptor binding.
CGAGCAGCCCUGUUUGUUUGUGUUGAGAGGUUGGAAAUGGCGGAGAGCAGAGAGCGCAGCGACAACUUGGCUUAGCAAAAGGCGACUGCACCGCCACCGACGCGCGGAAACCCACCGGCGCGACCCACGGAGCUCCCCGCAACGCGCUGCCACCGACCAGACGGGCGACCCACCCUCCCUCCCCACGCAGGAGGCGUGAAAACCCCGAUAUCGUGGAGCGACGUGUUGUUGCGAGGUUUAGCGAGCGGGCUAGCCUUGCGAGCUAGCCGCCAGCUAGCAUCCUGGCUAACUUCACCACCACGCAGGCUUGUUUGUCAACAAAAGCUGACGUUAAAUUGACAGCGAGCCAGCUCACACACAACUUGUGGAAAGUUUCCCGGAUGACCCACGCGUGUUUAUAACGUGGUGGCGACGCUUGGCCGCGGGAUCAUCAACGCAAAGUAGGAUUUGAUUUAAAAAAAAAAAAAAAAACAGAAGAAGAAGAAGAAGGAGGUGGGAAAAAAGGAAAAAGUGAGACAUCUGAGUAUCAAGUUAAGCUGGUUAGCGCAAGUUAGCCGAGUUGGCUCGGGUUGACCUGCUGACCGGGUUGAGCUAACCAGCGCUACGGGAGUCCCGACCGGACGGAGCUGCGGACACAAGCUGCCCGGGACGGCGGACAGCCAGAGGCCAGCUGGCUUCUCCCUGCACCUGGGAUGGUGCCAUGUGACCGUACGGCUGCAGAGCCGUGACCUCACCAUCUUGACUCUAAGCUGCUCGCCCACCAGCGACCCCGCCCGCAGCGUCCCCUCCAUCCCUUUCGACUGUGGCCAGAGUCCAGGAGAAGGCCCCCAAAGCCGCCACAUGACUCAUUCACUGGAGCCCAAGACCAAGCCAGUCUAAGCUGAAAAUGAGCGCCGUAGGGGAAGCCCCCCUGGACCCUGCCACCACGCCGGAGUCACGCAAGCGGAAGGGCUCGCCAUGCGACACAUCGGGGCAAAGUGUGGAGAAGCGGAGGCGGGAGCUGGAGUGUCGCUACAUCGAGGAGCUGGCUGAGCUGGUGUCAUCCAACAUAGGCGACAUCGCCAGUCUGAGCUCCAAACCUGACAAGUGCCACAUCCUCAAGAGCACCGUGGACCAAAUCCAGCAGAUCAGACGGCGUGAGCAGGAGAAAGCGGCUCUUCUGUCUCCUGAUGACGACGUGCAGAAGAGCGACGUCUCCUCCAGCAGUCAGGGGCUGGUGGAGAAAGAGGCGCUGGGACCCAUGCUGCUCGAGGCCCUGGAUGGAUUCUUCUUUGUGGUCAACCGCGAGGGGCGCAUCGUCUUCGUCUCUGAGAACGUGAUGGGUUACCUUGGAUACACCCAGGAAGAGCUGAUAAACUCAAGUGUCUACACCAUCCUCCAUGUGGGAGACCACAAUGAAUUUGUCCGCAAUCUGCUGCCUAAAAGCCUCGUGAACGGCGUGCCGUGGCCGCAGGAAGCCGGUCGCAGGAGCAGCCACACCUUCAGCUGCCGCAUGCUGAAGAGGCCGCCGGACGAGGCGGACUCCGAGAACCAGGAGGCGCGGCAGCAGUACGAGAUCAUGCAGUGUUUCACCAUCUCACAGCCGCGGCCCGUGCAGGAGGAAGGAGAAGACCUGCAAAGCUGCCUGAUCUGCAUUGCCUGUCGGAUACCGCGCACAGAGUCUUUCAUCACGAAGCAGGACCCGACAGGGAAGAUCAUCUCAAUAGAAACGAGCGCUUUGCGGGCGACUGGCCGGCCUGGCUGGGAGGACCUGGUCAGGAAGUGCAUUUACGCGUUUUUUCAGCCGCAGGGCAAAGAGCCCUCCCAUGCCAAGAAGCUGCUGCAUGAGGUGAUGGCGCACGGCACCGCCGUCAGCCCCUUGUACCGUUUCACAUUAAGCGACGGCACGCCGCUCAGCGCUCAGACACGCUGCAAGUUCUGCUGCCCACCAAAACCCGACGUACAGCCCUUCAUCAUGGGCAUUCACACUAUUGACAGGGAACACAUCACUGCUAGCUCUCAGGAAAACACUAACCCCAGCCUUCCACUGACCCCCAGCAGUAUUGCUCACACCCCGUCCCGCUCCCCCUCCCUCCCCCCCGGCAGCAACUCAAACCAAGGCUCUGCCCUCCUCCACGCCAACAACGGCUCCUCCCUCGGACACAACCCCCCCGCACCAACAGGCUACCUGACGCCCAACCGGACGAACUGCCCCCAGGAGGUCAGCAGCCCCUCUGCUCUCAGCAGCCCUCACACAGCCACCUCUACCUCGUUUAUGUCCACCAGGAUGCCACGUGCCAGUCCUGGGUCAGGGGGAAGCCCCCGGGUACCGGGGAACCCCUUCUCUCCCUCCACACCGGGCCUCCAGUCCCCCUCGGGGGCUCUGAGCAGCGGCGGCGGCCUCGGCAGGCAGCAUUCUGGCGGCAAUAGCAACAGCGGUGUAAACGGUGGGUCGGCAGGGCCUUUCCCCCUCCAGAGACAAGCCAGUUUGCCAACGGGCUCCUCAACCCGGCCGCCGUCGGCGAAGCCCCAAAGGGGAGGUGGGGAAGGGGGAGAGGACUCUAAAGCUCCCCAUCCGUCUGCCUCUCAGCCGGGGAACCCCAGAAUCAACCAGCUCCCGGACGGCAGCGUCGCCGGAGAGGAAUCCAACAGCAGCAGCAGCAACUCAUCACCUCAUCCUCCUCCCUUCUCCCUGGCUCCUCAGUGCCCCGCUUCCCACAGCAGUCUGACGGAGCGGCACAAGAUCCUGCACAGGUUGCUCCAGGACAGCAGUCCCAACGACGCCUCCGCCUCCGCCGCGGAGGAAGGAGGCAACAGAAAGGAGGUGGAGAUCAAGCGGGAGCCGCCUGCCAGUCCGGCGCUGAGUGCCAAGUCCAACUCCAGAGAGCCGCAGGACCACCAGCUGCUGCGAUUCCUUCUGGAUACCGACGAGAAGGACUUGGGCGACCUUCCGCCUCCAUCAGCCCUGAGCCUCCAGACGGUUCGGGUGAAGGUGGAGAAGAGAGCCAGCAGCGACGGACUGGCCUGUUCGGGGACGUCCAAACCAACCGCAGUCCCCGGCGGCUCGGCCUGCGUCAGCCCCAAAUCCAGUCCUCUGGGAGAGAACCGCAGAGACUCAACGGUAUCUAUUGGACCUGCUGAUAAGGACCCUCUUAACCAGCUCCUGCCCGGCCUCAGAGGUCCGCUCGGGGCCAAACAGGGCAGCGACGAGUCGGUAAUUCCUGGAGGGGGCCCCCAACUACAUUCUCCAACCACGCAGCUUCCAGCUCCGCUCCAGUCCCCAGUACCUCGCCUCCAGUCCCCCCUGUCCCAGCCUCAGUCGGUUCCCCAGCUGCAGUCCCCGUCGCCUCAGCUCCACUCCCCUUCCCACCAGCUCAAACUUCAGUCGCCCACUCAUCUCCAGCCCGGCGAGGCCUGCACUCCCCGCAACGUAAAUGUGAAGAGAGAACCUCCAGGGACUCCCAACAAAGGACUUGGUGACGGCGGCCCGACUUCGGGCUCCAGCCUCCAGAAGCAGUCGUCGUUUGAUUUCUGCAACCCUGCCACUCCAAGCCAGCAGCAGGGCCAGGGAGACAUCCUGCAGACCCCGAAGGACAGCAGCCCUUUUCCAGAGACGGAAGUCAUCAACCCUUUUGCUCCGAGCACUGGGCUCACAAAGAUGGAUGUGGGAGAUUCCCAGUUCCAGCCUCUGGCUCUGUCUGACACUUUGUCUUUUGAUGGACUUGGAACUCCUUUACAGGCCUCCUUAUCGUCGCCGCAAGAACAGUGUGUGCCUUGCACGCUGGAUGAAGACCUGGGCCCCCCGACCACGCCUGAAGCGCGGAACGACGAGAAGGCUCUGAUCGAGCAGCUCGUCUCCUUCCUGAGCGGGACGGACGAGAGCGAGCUGGCCGAACUAGACAAAGCCCUGGGUAUCGACAAACUGGUACAGCUUCCUUCUCCGCAGGGCGGCUGCUUCGACCCUUUUCCUCAAAACUUCCCACCCCAGCAACCCACUGCCACGCCCGUCUCCCUGGACCCCAAGCCGCCCGCCUUUACCUUCCAGUUCCCACCGGCUUCGCAGGCUUCGUUCCCUCCAGAGCUGGCCGCCGUGGGCCAGCAGGGCGUGGCGUUCGGAGCCGCCUGCGGGGCUUUCCCCGGCGGGGGGCUGAGGCCGGGCGUGACCAGACCCCAGGGGAUGGGCCCCCAGCUCAGGCUGCCGCCCAACCAACUGCGGCUGCAGCUGCAGCAGAGACUGCAGGGCCCGCAGCAGCUCCAGAACCGGCUGGCGGCCAUGAAUUCAUUCCCAGGAGGACCCCAGCAAGUGAACCUGGGGGUCCGACAGGGGGUCCAACAACCCCAGAUGCCCUCACAGCAGCCUCCGCUGAACGCCCAGAUGCUGGCGCAGCGUCAGAGGGAGCUCUACAGCAUCCACCACCGGCAGCAGCAGCAGCAGCUCCUCCAGCACAAGGUCCGGCUCAUGAGACAGAACGUGGCAGGAGCUGCGCCCGGGGGCCCCGGGACCAUCAGGGUACCCAAAGGCCCCCCCGCCACGUCUCAGCAGCAGUUCAGCUUCCCGCCGGGGUUCAACCCGAUGGCGGGGAACACCCCUACCUCACCGAGUCACUUCAGCGCCGUGUCGGGCGCCCCUUUGGACACCAAGCUGUCCGUCAGGGUCCCCCCGAGCAACCAGACGCUGCUGGGUGGCUUACAGGGCCAGUUUGACGGCACCGUGAACUCCUCGAUGCAACAGGGACUCUUUCAGCAGUUUGGAGGCUCUGCUGUGGUCCAACAAGACCCACCGUUUCCUCCUGAGAUGAGCCCCACCAGCCCAUUGUUAUCACCUCAAAGCUCCACCUCCCAGAGUCCCCUGCUUCAGCAGGCGCCACCUCCAGGCUAUCAGUCACCAGACAUGAAGAGCUGGCAGCAGACGGGCCUGGGCGGCCUGUUCGGUCAGUCAGGACAGAGUGCAGGGCCGGCGUUUGGCCAGCAGGGGGCGUACAACAACAUGAGCAUCACCGUCUCCAUGGCCGGAGGCAGCGGGGCCGUCAGCUCUCUGCCUCCGAUGGGACAGGCCGUUGGAAUGAGCAACAGUAACCUCAGCAGCGUCAGCUCAGUGUGCAGCGACCAGCAGGUGCAGCAGGUCCAGGUCUUUGCCGACGUCCAGUGCACGGUGAACCUCGUCGGCAGCGACUCCUACCUGAACCAGGGCUCCAUGGGGGCCGCGGCGUCCCAGAAGGGCCCCGGGCCCCAGGCCUCGCAGAGCAGCCAGGCCCAGCAGAAGAGCCUCCUCCAGCAGCUCCUCACCGAGUGACACCCCCCCUCCUCCCCCUCCACCCCACCCCGCCCCAUCCUGUCAGCUCUCCUGCUCCCCCCUCACUGAUUUAUCGCCUCCUCCUGCUCCUCGGAGGUCGGCGCACCAGACCCAUGCUGUCUCUGUCUCACCUUACGGACGGACGGAUCGACGGACGGAUGGAGUGAGCAGGUGGAGAGGUGAGGGAGGGGGGGUGGCGUUUCAGGCCUGGUUACCUCACCGGGCCGGUACUUUUUGAGAACGUCAAAAAGGAGCCGCGGUGUUAUUUAAACCUGCCUGUCGAAUCUGUCUGACAACCUGUCUGUCUGCCUCAGCCUAUUAAAGGCAGUGUUGUCUUGCUGCUCAUUUUUUCUCGGCGACCUACUUCCUGCUCCCUGACCCAGGAGAAAACAACUGCGACGUCAUUGUAGAUUUGCCAAUUAUUAUUAUUAUUAUUUUUUAUUUUUUUUCGUCACUGUCGAAUCAGGGCCGACCUCCUCUGUUUUUUGUUUUUUAUUUUUAUUUUUUUUUCGUUCUCCUGCCUCGUUUUGUGCUUCGAUGACGGGUUGGCCGGCGUGGCACCUCUGGCUUUUUACUGUUCUUUAAUUGUUUCGUUAGCGUCGUUCUCUACCCGUCUCUCUCUCUCUCUGUCUCUCUCUCUCUCUCUGUCUCUCUCUCAGCGAUGUGGGAAUGUUAAGGUUUCAGACCUCAGCGGCAUUGUGAGAUAGAAGCUCAGUAUCAGCUGGUUCUGGGACUGUUCCUCUCUAUCUGCUGCAGUGCCUGGUGGAAGUGCGAGUUUGUCCCAAGCUCUUGCUUCUUCUUCUUCUUCUUCUUCUUCUUCUUCUCCUCAAUUUUUUUUUAUUCUGUAUUUUAUGUUUUGGGUUGGAUUGUUUAAAAAAAAAAAAAAAAUCUUCUGCUCUCUCCGUCAUUAUCAUCAUCAUCAUCGUCAUCAUCACGACCUCCAGAACAAGCUUUGACACCAACCGGGACGGACGGAUGGAUUGAUGGGAGUCAGAGGGGAUGCUGCUCAGUUUUUGAACUUAGAUGUCUUUUAUUUUUUGUUUCUGUCAGAGUAUAAAAAACAGACUGUUAUGAUUAUUUAACUGUCUUGUCCGUCAUAUUUUAGCCUCACCUCAGCAGAUGUGAAUACGGAGGCCCCGGCAGGGUUCUUCCUCUCCUCCUCCUCCUCCUCCUCUCCUUCUCUCUCUUGUGUCUUCACGGUUUCUCUCAGCCUAUCAGUGUUGUUUGCCACGUGCACCAUAUGCAGGCGGGUAGUAUUUGUACAUUACAGAAGGACAAAGACUUUAUUUUUUUGGGGAGGGUGAGCUAACCUGUUCUCUUGUAACUGCUUUCCUUUGAAAGAAAAAAAAACAAAAAAAACAAAAAAAAAAACAAAGUGUAAUUAAUUGAAUACUCAGAAGAGGCAAACCUAUGUAUAAUGUGAUUCGAUCCAUUUAUUUUGUUUGUUUUUAUUAGUUUUAAACCAGUUCUAAUAAUGUCUACUCAUUUUUGUUUUUUUGUUGAGAUUAUUAUUAUUAUUAUUUUCUUUGGCAUAUUGUGACACACCGACAUGUUGCAGUGGAGGAAGAAGUUAUUCCAGCUUCGACAAAUGUGAAAAUUUAAGCCAAUUUGACUUUUAAAAAGAAAAAAAAUUAGUUAGAAGCGGCUCCCCCUUUUUUCUUUUUUUUUUCUCCAAACAUAAAUAGUUUGUUGUUUUUGUUUUCCAGGGAGCUAGUUAGCCAUUAUCCCUAUUUUGAUUGUUUUUUUUUGCUUUCUCCUAUUUUUUUUUGUAUUAAAAAAAACAGCACCUCUGUUUGUAACCAUUGUAUAAAAAUUAUAAUUAUAGCUCAAGUCGCACCGUUUGCUGCUCAUAGCUGCAACGAAUGAUGCGCUUUCCCUUUUAUUGUCCCCAUAUAUAAUGAAAUUUAAAUAGAGGCUUUAGCUUUUAGAACUUCCUAACAAAGAUGUGAUUUGGUGAUUAAUUAAAAGAUGUCAGGAAUCUGAAUUGAGCUUUGAUUAAACAAAAAAAUAAUAAUAAUUUUGCUCCAGUUCAAACCGUGUUUAUCCAAUCGGUAAUUCGUCUCCUUUCCGCCUCUGAAGUCGUCACUCCGCCGCCGGCUGCUCACCUGUACAGCUUCCUGUUGACUACUGUUGAUCGGUCAUACACUGUCUCUCUCGACGUCAUAACAGACAUGAGGAUU